AUGGCGACGAUCCAACACAAGCCGACUCCGACGGCGCCGUCGACGACGACGGGCGGCGGCCUGCGCGCCAUGGACCUGUACGAGAAGCUGGAGAAAGUCGGGGAGGGCACGUACGGGAAGGUGUACAAGGCCCGGGAGAAGGCGACGGGCCUGAUCGUGGCGCUCAAGAAGACGCGGCUCCCCGAGGACGACGAGGGCGUGCCCCCCACCGCUCUGCGGGAGGUCUCGCUGCUGCGGAUGCUGUCGCAGGACCCGCACGUGGUGCGCCUGCUCGACCUCAAGCAGGGCGUCAACAAGGAGGGGCAGACCAUCCUGUACCUCGUCUUCGAGUACAUGGACACCGACCUCAAGAAGUUCAUCCGGGGCUACCGCGCCAACCACGAGAAGAUCCCCGCACAAACCGUCAAGAUCCUGAUGUACCAGCUGUGCAAGGGCGUGGCUUUCGUCCACGGCCGCGGGGUGCUGCACCGUGAUCUCAAACCCCACAACCUGCUCAUGGACCGCAAGACCAUGGCGCUCAAGAUCGCUGACCUCGGACUCAGCCGUGCCAUCACCGUCCCUAUGAAGAAGUACACACACGAGAUUCUGACGCUGUGGUACAGGGCGCCUGAGGUUCUUCUUGGCGCCACUCACUACUCCACGCCGGUUGACAUUUGGUCCGUGGGCUGCAUAUUUGCUGAGUUGGUCACUAACCAGCCACUUUUCCCUGGCGAUUCUGAGUUGCAGCAGCUCCUCCACAUCUUCAAGUUGCUGGGCACCCCAAAUGAGCAGAUGUGGCCAGGAGUAGGCAAGCUGCCCAACUGGCACGUGUACCCCCAGUGGAAGCCCACUAAGCUGUCCACACUUGUCCCUGGUCUUGAUGCCGAUGGCUAUGAUUUGCUUGAGAAAAUGCUGGCAUAUGAGCCGGCGAAGCGGGUCUCUGCGAAGAAGGCCCUGGAGCACCCGUACUUCAAUGGUGUGAACAAGGAGCCGGAAAGCCUGGGAUCAUCUUCCACUUGCUUUAUAAAGCUUCACUCUAUGGCUCUGAAGCACAAGAUGCCUGUCUUAAUCAAAGCCAAUAAUUCUCUCAUCUGUUACUUCAUUUUUGUAAGGUUUCAAAAUUAUUGUAUGAUGAUUGAGCGUUAUGUGGCUGGUUUGCGACGCUGCAUGGCCCUUCCUUCAGCCUUCAGAAUGACUUCCCUAAGUGACUAUGAAAGACCUUCAGCAGUAUCAGUACAAAUUACUUGUUCCGUUGAAUCAUUGAGGGAAGCUGGACAGCAAGAUGGUUGGCUUUAUUAA
This is a messenger RNA of Miscanthus lutarioriparius, 1278 nucleotides long. Lineage: Eukaryota; Viridiplantae; Streptophyta; Magnoliopsida; Poales; Poaceae. The record is from the annotation of a GenBank genome assembly.